Molecule: messenger RNA, 1402 nt
Organism: Amyelois transitella
Lineage: Eukaryota; Metazoa; Arthropoda; Insecta; Lepidoptera; Pyralidae
Gene: CatD
Product: lysosomal aspartic protease
Exons: 10
Coding region: 178-1332 (384 amino acids)
Biological process (GO): cell death; proteolysis
Cellular component (GO): lysosome
Molecular function (GO): aspartic-type endopeptidase activity
Source: RefSeq, a predicted model, not a curated record
CAAAGCAAAGCAAAAAAUCAAAUCAAAUCGAACAACAAUUCUUGCUGUUCUGCCGGUGGAUAAUUUGAUUAGUCAUUAUUUUUGGUAUUUUAGUUGUAGCGUAACGAGUGCGUACUGUUUUUCGAUUUCUUUCUAGUGUAAAUAACAUUUCCUUCGCUAGCCGAAGGUGACCUGAAAAUGAGCAAAUUCCUUUUGUUGUUCUUGGCGGUGAGCGCCACAUGCGUGGCGGGAUUCUUGCGAGUGCCGCUGUACCGCAUGCAGUCAGUGCGCGGCAAGCUGCACGAGGUGGGCACGGAGCUGCAGUCUGUGCGCAUCAAGUACGCUGCCAAGGGCCCUGCCCCAGAGCCCCUCUCCAACUAUCUGGACGCUCAAUACUACGGUCCGAUCUCCAUCGGCAACCCGCCGCAGACCUUCAAGGUGGUGUUCGACACGGGCUCCUCAAACCUGUGGGUGCCCUCUAAGAAAUGCCACUACACCAACAUAGCUUGCUUGCUGCACAACAAGUAUGACAGCAGCAAGUCGUCCUCGUACCGCAAGAACGGCACCGAGUUCGCGAUCCACUACGGCUCCGGCAGCCUGUCGGGGUUCCUCUCCAGCGAUGACGUCACCGUGGGCGGCAUCACGGUGCGCGGGCAGACAUUCGCGGAGGCGCUGUCGGAGCCCGGGCUGGCCUUCGUGGCCGCCAAGUUCGACGGCAUCCUCGGCAUGGCCUUCAGCAGCAUCUCCGUGGACGGCGUGCCGCCCGUGUUCGACAACAUGGUGGCGCAGGGGCUCGUCAAGCCGGUCUUCUCCUUCUACCUCAACAGAGACCCGUCGGCGCCGCAGGGCGGCGAGAUCAUCCUGGGCGGCUCGGACCCGGCGCACUACCGCGGCAACUUCACGUACGUGCCCGUCUCCAGGCCCACCUACUGGCAGUUCGCCGUGGACAAGGUGGCCGCCAACUCUAACGUCUUCUGCGCCGACGGCUGCCAGGCCAUCGCGGACACGGGCACGUCGCUGGUGGGCGGCCCGAGCGCGGAGAUCGCGGCGCUCAACAAGGCCAUCGGCGCCACCCCCAUCGCCUUCGGCCAGUACGCGGUGGACUGUACCCUCAUCCCCCGCCUGCCGCAGGUCUCCUUCACCAUCGGCGGCAAGGUGUUCACUCUGGACGGCAAGGACUAUGUGCUCAGGGUGUCGCAGUUCGGCAAGACGGUGUGCCUGUCCGGGUUCAUGGGGCUGGACAUCCCGCCGCCCAACGGCCCGCUGUGGAUCCUGGGCGACGUGUUCAUCGGCAAGUACUACACGGAGUUCGACGUGAGCAACCGGCGGCUCGGGUUCGCCACAGCCGCCUAGAGCCAUUGUCAUGUUGAAGAGUCUAGAACGUGAGCGAUUUGCUUGUGAACGUUGUAAUUUUUUGAUGUGA